AGAAAAGAUCUGGUGAUCUGUCCUCAUCAACAUUACAGCCACGAAAACCCUAUGGGGCCGUUCUCUUCUGUCCUAUAGCGUCACUGUGAGUUGGAAUGUACUCAAUGGCACACAACGACAACAGAAGAGAUGGACAUAUACAGGAAGGUAAUAUGUUUAAAAUUUCAGUUGACAAAUACUGAUUUUGUUCUUCUGUGGACCAAGUUCUUUGCUGGGCACAGGGGAUAAAUCAGAACAGGACUCAGUUCCUGCCCUCCCAGCACGAGCAAUCUAAGUUUAUUGCAGGGAGUUGACAAGAUCCCAUUUUAAGAAAAUGCUGCAGAGGAAUCCAAGUAGAUUAACUAAAGCCCUGGAUGAGGACAAGAUCUUUGAAGAGACAUUGCAAGAUUUGAUGAGCACAUUCUGAAUCCCAGGACUGGGAAUAGCCAGUGGGCUACAGGCGUGAUGUGGGUAUUACUGAUGAGAUCCCAGCCCUACAGACUGUGUUCUGUCAGAAAGAUGUUACCGACUCCAAAAUACAGACCUUUUUUAGCAUGCUUCACCUAUACAACUGAUGGACAGUCAAACAAAGAAAAUAAAAGAACAGUGGAAAAGCUCUGUAAAUUUUCGGUUGACAUAAGGAAAAUUCGCAGACUAAAGGGAUGGGUACUUUUGGAAGGUGACACCUAUACUGAAGAAAUUGUAAAUAUUUUACAAGAACUAGGAGCUGAUGAAACUGCGAUAGCCAGCAUUUUGGAACGCUGCCCAGAAGCAAUUGUUUAUAGUCCAGCCACUGUUAACACCCAGAAAGAACUCUGGCAGUUGCUCUGCAAAAAUGAAGAGGAGUUAGUUAAGUUAAUAGAACAGUUCCCAGAAUCUUUCUUUACCGUUAAAGAUCAGGAGAACCAGAAGCUGAAUGUUCAGUUCUUUCAGGAGUUGGGGCUCAAGAAUGUCAUCAUUAGCAGGUUUUUAACAACCGCACCUAAUAUUUUUCAGAAUCCUGUUGAGAAGAAUAAGCAAAUGAUAAGGAUUCUCCAAGAAAGUUAUCUAAAUUUAGGUGGCUCUGAAGUCAACAUGAAAGUUUGGCUACUAAAAUUGCUAAGCCAGAACCCAUUUAUUUUGUUAAAUUCUUCUGCAUCUAUAAAGGAAACAUUGGAAUGUCUCCAGGAGCAAGGUUUCACAGACUCUGAAAUUCUCCAGCUUCUCUCCAAACUCAAAGGAUUCCUUUUUCAGCUUUGCCCAAGAAGUCUACAGAACAGUAUUUCUUUCUCUAAAAAUGCUUUUAAAUGCACAGACCAUGAUCUAAAGCAAUUAGUUUUGAAAUGUCCUGCCCUUUUAUAUUAUUCUGUUCCAGUUUUGGAAGAACGAAUUCAGGGAUUAUUGAAAGAGGGGAUUUCCAUACCUCAGAUAAAAGAGACGCCAAUGGUUCUCGAAUUAACACCACAGAUAGUACAGUACAGGAUAAGGAAACUAAAUUCUUUAGGCUAUAGGAUAAAAGAUGGACAUCUAGCAAAUCUAAACGGAACAAAAAAAGAGUUUGAGGCUAACUUUGGUAAAAUCCAAGCCAAAAAAGGAAGGCCAUUAUUUAACCCUGUGGCACCAUUAAAUGUUGAAGAGUAACUUAACUAACUUACGCUGCUGCUGCUUACAGUGCAGAGUGCAACAUUAGCAAAGACUUAAAGCAGUUCAGGCAGUUUGUAGGCACCAGUAGUUGUAUAGACCUACUUAGCUUCUGAGUUGUAUUUAAAUUAGCUCUAAGUAAUCUGACUCAUGUACCGUAUUUGAAAUAAAGUUGGUAACUGUGACCUUGAGCUACUAUUUAAAAAACACUACUAAAAGGAGCCCCGGUGGUGCAAUGGUUAAAGCAAUUGCUAACUGAAAGGUCAGUGGUUCGAAACAACCAGUGGCUCUGCAGAAGAAAGAUGUGGCUGUCUGCUUCCAUAGAGAUUUACA
Molecule: messenger RNA, 1932 nt
Organism: Trichechus manatus latirostris (Florida manatee)
Lineage: Eukaryota; Metazoa; Chordata; Mammalia; Sirenia; Trichechidae
Gene: MTERF2
Product: mitochondrial transcription termination factor 2
Exons: 4
Coding region: 445-1599 (384 amino acids)
Biological process (GO): termination of mitochondrial transcription; regulation of DNA-templated transcription
Cellular component (GO): mitochondrial matrix
Molecular function (GO): double-stranded DNA binding
Source: RefSeq, a predicted model, not a curated record